Molecule: messenger RNA, 348 nt
Organism: Menidia menidia (Atlantic silverside)
Lineage: Eukaryota; Metazoa; Chordata; Actinopteri; Atheriniformes; Atherinopsidae
Source: the annotation of a GenBank genome assembly
AUGACCUCCGGUAAAGAUUUGAAGGCUGGUUCCGCGCUCCAGUGUCAAAGCGGGGAGGAGCGCAGACGGGCUCCGUUGGACCAGCUACCCCCUCCGGCCAACUCCAACAAGCCCCUGACCCCGUUCAGCAUCGAGGAUAUCCUCAACAAGCCGAGCGUGAAGAAGCAGGCGGCCGGGAUCCGUCCCCCCCGGGCGCUGCUGGAGAAAGUGUCCGCCCCAGGGACGCCCCGGAACGGCAUCAGUUCGCCGUCCUCCCCGCUGUGCGCCCUGGAGGAACUGGCCAGCAAAACCUUCAAGGGGCUGGAGGUCAGCGUUAUCCAGGCAGCGGAAGGUCGAGAGCACCUAUAA